GAUGAGUCGUCGUCUCUUUGUGCAUCAUCUCGUCGGCAAAAUCUCUCCGAGAGAGCUCUGCGCGAGCGGAAGAAACCCUCGAUUCCGAUGAAGCUCUUCAAGAAGCUCCGCGAUCAUGGCCGCUCUAGCGAGGUUCCCGGUUGCUCCCUCUUCGUCUACGCCCCCUCCGUUGUCUCCUUCUUGUGCCUCUGACCACCGUGCGGCGGCUGGUGGCGCGGCGGCCCCGGCUAACCCUUCUCCGCCGUCGCCGUCUGAUGCUUCCCGGACUUCUCCGGCUGGUGACUUUAUGAUGUCUGAGGAGGAGUUUCAGGUGCAGCUAGCGCUGGCGAUCUCGGAUUCGGAGUUUAGGGAUGAUCCUGAUCGGGAUCAGAUCCGGGCGGCGAAGCUUCUUAGCUUGGGGAAGCAGCGGAUGGAUCCGAUUCGGGAGGAGGAUGUUUCUGCCGAUGUGCUUUCUCGUCGGUAUUGGGAAUAUAAUAUUCUUGAUUAUAAAGACAGAGUUUUGGAUGGGUUUUAUGAUGUACUUGGGUUGUCAAUUUCUGCAAAUGAAGGAAAGAUUCCGUCACUAGUGGCUCUCCAAAAUGGAAAUCUUGGUUUUGAAGCUAUUGUUGUCAAUCAUGCUAUUGAUCAUGACUUGGUUGAGUUAGAGCAAGUAACACAGUGUAUAUUGCUUGACUGCCCUGCUGAGGUAGGAAUUUUAGUUCAAAGAAUGUCUGAACUUGUAGCCGGGCAUAUGGGUGGCCCUGUAAAGGAUGCUAGUAUCAUGUUAGCAAGAUGGUUGGAGAAUAGUACAGAGUUACGAACGUCACUACAAACAAGUGUAUUACCUAUUGGUUGCAUAAAAUUAGGCCUAUCUCGCCAUCGUGCUUUGCUCUUCAAGGUCCUUGCAGACAAAGUUGGUGUUCCUUGCAAGCUAGUCAAAGGAAGCCAGUACACUGGGGUUGACGAUGAUGCUGUUAACAUAAUAAAAUUAGAUACCGGAAGGGAAUUCUUGGUUGAUCUCAUGGCGGACCCUGGCACUCUUAUUCCAGCAGAUGUACUGAGCAUAAAAGAUGUGCCCUUAAGUUCAGGUGAUUCAAGACUCGCAGAAAACUUCAAUUCCUGGGCCACAAAUAAAUCAGGGGGUGACUUAUUGGGAUCCAAACAGUUAUAUGAAAAUGAAUCUGGAGCUUCAUCAUUAGAUAAUAAUAUCUCAGAUAAAAGGUCAAGGCAUGAGGAGACAAUACUAGUACCUUCUGUUGCAAGUAGUGGAAUGUCAUCCAUAACAGUUGGUAGUAGUUCAAGUACAAAUGCAAAGGGUUUGUCUUCUGAUCAGCCAAAUCAGUUCCCUUCAAAGCAGAAAGGCAUUGCUGUAUCACCUUUGGAUGUUAAUAAUUCGAUUAGUGAGAAACUCAGCAUAGUAUCAAGUUUACAGAAUGCUGAAGAUUCUAGAAACCUUUUUGCUGAGCUGAACCCUUUCCAAGAAAUUGGAGUCAGAAAAACUUCUGGACCACCCAAAGUUACUGAUAAUAAAAAAUAUGAGUAUCAGAGGCGCAGAGAAAGCAUUGCCCCAUUACCUGCAAGGCCUCAACAGCCAUUGAUUUGGAAAAAUCGCCCUGCUUGCAAUGAGGUUCCAAACACAAAGCAAUAUAAAUUUGUGGAAGGAAUUUUACCGAGAAAAGAGAUAGGAAUGAAUGAUCUUAAUGCUUCCUCUUCUCAUCAAUCAACUGCAGAUGGGAAGGCAUUGCUUGAUGGUUCUAGUGGAACUGGUAGCUCAUUUGUCACUGGCAGAGAUACUUCUGAUAGUAAGAGGAAUGGUGCCUUCAGUGCUGGUCGUCCUUCUGAGUUCAAAAAAUUGAACAUUUCCUCCGAAUUACAUCAAGAUGGUAGGAUGUAUAUUGGCCAAACUACUUCACAAGCUAAUAAACAACUGAAUCAACCAUCAGAAAGAAAAAACAGAAAUGAAGACCAGAUGGCUUUGCAAAGCUCUGCUGAAAUGAAUGAACCAAUAAAUGACAUUGAAAAACAUGAUCAGAAGAAGCACUUGGGUGAUAGUUUUAUGGGGACAGACAUGUCAUUGAAGAACCUAGAAUCCUCUUCCUCUCCUUCGGAAGUGAGGUCAAGCAGACUUGAUUCAAUGCUUGAUGAUGUGGCGGAACCAGAAAUCCCGUGGGAACACCUUGUCAUUGGGGAAAGGAUUGGAUUAGGUUCUUAUGGGGAAGUGUACCGUGCAGAUUGGAAUGGCACGGAAGUAGCUGUGAAGAAAUUCCUGGACCAGGAUUUUGAUGGAGAUGCUUUGGACGAAUUUCGGAGAGAAGUGAAAAUAAUGCGUAGGUUGCGGCAUCCAAAUGUUGUUCUUUUUAUGGGUGCUGUGACUCGCCCUCCCAACUUAUCAAUUGUUUCAGAGUUUCUUCCAAGAGGAAGUCUGUACAGAAUUCUUCACCGUCCAAAUAGUCAAAUUGAGGAGAAGCGAAGAAUCAAAAUGGCCCUUGAUGUGGCCAAGGGCAUGAACUGUUUGCACACCAGCAUACCAACAAUUGUCCAUCGUGAUCUGAAAUCACCAAAUCUGUUGGUUGACAAGAACUGGACUGUGAAGGUCUGUGAUUUUGGCCUCUCAAGGUUGAAGCACAGCACAUUUUUAUCAUCAAAGUCAACCGCUGGAACACCUGAAUGGAUGGCACCAGAGGUGUUGCGCAAUGAACCAUCAAAUGAGAAGUGUGAUGUGUACAGCUUUGGAGUGAUAUUAUGGGAACUGGCAACUCUGAGGAUGCCUUGGUCUGGUAUGAACCCAAUGCAGGUGGUGGGUGCUGUUGGCUUCCAGGAUCGCCGUCUAGAGAUUCCAAAAGAGGUUGAUCCUCUCGUAGCCAAAAUAAUCUGGCAGUGCUGGCAAAAAGAUCCAAACUUACGGCCUUCCUUUGCGGAUCUCACAACAGGUCUCAAGUCUUUACAACGGCUUGUUGUCCCUGCUUAUCAGGAUGUGCAAAACCCACCUUUGGCACAAGAAAUAUCAGUAAACACAACGCCUUGAACAUACUAAAUGGUAUAUAAGCUUUAAGCUAAGACUAUCCAUCCGUUUAUUACUUUUUGUAGUGCUUAGUAGUGCCCUUAAAUCAGGAGAUGUGAAGUGUAAUGCUAGUUUAGUUUGCCUUUUGGGCUAGAGCAAAAAUUAAUGCCCAUUUGGCCUGUGUCUAUGGAGACUGUACAGGAAUGCUCUUUAUGUCUAUUCAGUAUAUAUUGGUACUUGUAAGUCCGAAGAACUUGCAGUGGCUUGUAGGAGUUUCUUAGGGUGUUUUCUUUGCUUUGUACCCAAUUGAAAACCAGGGAUAUUAUAUAGACGAAAAUGGGAAGACCUUAUGCCUGAUUGUGAGGAAAGGGAGUGGUGCCCGGGUUGAGUGUAAUUAAGUUGUGUAAAUAAUAGUGACGAUACUUUGAGUUGUUGAAAAAUGUGGUCUCUGGAAUCUUUAAGAACUAGAUUCCAUUUCCUGAUUGAAUGAAUGAAUGAAUGAAAUGAAAAGGAGAAUAUGACAUUGUUAUA
Messenger RNA from Dioscorea cayenensis subsp. rotundata (Guinea yam), 3511 nucleotides. Its product is annotated as serine/threonine-protein kinase EDR1-like. NCBI's taxonomy places the organism in Eukaryota, Viridiplantae, Streptophyta, Magnoliopsida, Dioscoreales, Dioscoreaceae. Gene Ontology annotation, molecular function: protein kinase activity; ATP binding. Gene Ontology annotation, biological process: protein phosphorylation. The record is from RefSeq and is a predicted model, not a curated record.